Messenger RNA from Raphanus sativus (radish), 546 nucleotides. RefSeq lists its product as uncharacterized. The record is from RefSeq and is a predicted model, not a curated record. The coding region runs from base 164 to 508 and encodes 114 amino acids. Lineage: Eukaryota; Viridiplantae; Streptophyta; Magnoliopsida; Brassicales; Brassicaceae. The transcript has a single exon.
ACAGAUGGUGUGUGGUUAAGCAACUAUAGUCUCUCUCUCCUCCUCCUGUCCUAAAACCAUGUCUCCAUACACUUUUCCUUCAAAACUCAUUUUCCUCUUCUGAUCCCUCCUUUAAAUAUACUCUCUCUCUCUACCUUAAUCCUUGCAUGCAUUGAUCAUUGACAUGAAGAGGGAUAAAAAGAAACAAAAACUAGAGGAAGAGGAGCAGAUGAAAAUGGAGGUGGUGCUGGAGGAGCAAGUUGAUGCAUUGGCUGCAGCAGCGACGGUGGCUGCGGCUGCGGCAGUAGAAGAGGAGGAGGAGUUGUGGGGUAUGAGGCUCAAGGAAGGAUACUUUGUGGUCGACGAGCUGAUGACAUGGAGCACUGUGUUGCCUUCAUGCUGGGACGUGGAGUUUGUCGAGAAAAACUAUGGAGUUUUGUUCGAAGAUGUUGUUUGGGACGAUGAUAUUUGGAAUUUGAACACUUCUACUCAGCUUCCACCUUUAGAUAAUAACAUAAUACAAGAUUGAAGUCUGGGGAUUCGACGUUUUACAAUCCGUUCGGUUUG